AUGGGUCUCGAUUCCUCGCCAUCAAAAUCACUCCCGACCAUGAGACUCCUCAACCCCUACCCUAACAUCUACGCCUACUACGACGGCCGCACAGGCACCCGCUAUCAUUCUGACUCACCAAACUGGCUCGACGACGGCGCUUUCAAACUUGGAGUCGCAACAUACUCCAUCAUCAAUGGGACUUCUGCACUUCUCUACGAUGCUGGUAUCACUCCUGAGCACGCCACCUAUAUGCUCAAUCACGUGAAGAGCUUGGGUGCGACAAAAAUUAUGCUCGUCUACAGCCACGUGCAUAAUGACCACAUCGCGGGCGCCUCGGCUAUUUAUCCCGCCAGAGACAGAAUCAAGAGCGUGGAAGUGAUUGCGCAUGAGAAGACGUACGAAGAUCUCGCGGAUCCACUAUCCGUUGAGGAAAUCGCGGAAGAAGACCCGACUUUCCAGAUUGUUCUGCCGACGAAGACGUAUAACGAGGAGAUGACACUUCAGAUUGGGGACGAGGAAGUGAAGUUGAUGAAUUUCGAUAUUCAUACGCCGGAUGCAACGGUAGCAUGGUUACCCAAGCGGCGCCUGUUGCUUGCGGGAGAUGUGUUGGAGGAUACGGUGACGUACCUUUCGCCUGAGAAUGCGAAGGUAGAGCAGCUACGCACUCACAUUACUGAGCUUCGUCGCUUAGCGUCACUUUCUGGAUUGGAGAAAGUGCUUCCUGCCCAUGGGUGUCCGAAAAAAAUUGGGGGAGGAGGAUACGAUGUGAAGAGUUUUGUUGACGCGACCAUAAAAUAUAUCGAGGCGAUGGGCGAGGAUGUUGACGAGCCGGAAAUUUGGACGUUGCGCCUGGAGGAAGUGGUGAAAAGUGAGGUGGAGAGUGGGGGUUUGGGGUACUGGGAUGCGUACGAAGCGGUGCAUCAGGAGAAUGUAGAUAGUGUCAAGAAGGCUCGGAAACAGACGGGUUAG
Messenger RNA from Periconia digitata, 951 nucleotides. The record is from the annotation of a GenBank genome assembly. NCBI's taxonomy places the organism in Eukaryota, Fungi, Ascomycota, Dothideomycetes, Pleosporales, Periconiaceae.